Molecule: messenger RNA, 1003 nt
Organism: Pelobates cultripes (western spadefoot toad)
Lineage: Eukaryota; Metazoa; Chordata; Amphibia; Anura; Pelobatidae
Source: the annotation of a GenBank genome assembly
AUGGAGUUCUCAUAUUUAGGAUUCUAUAACAAUGUUAGAGAUAUUAAGCUUGUACCUGAAGUCGUGUGACAUAUGACUCUGCCUAAUCCACACAGUGCGCUUCUCCACAUUCCGGACUCUGUCAAGUUCACUUUCUGAUCAACUGAGAGAUGUUGGAACCAACUAUAUGCUUCCAUAGAAGGAAUGUGGCUGGAUUUCAUGUUCAGCCAGAUUUUUGCUGGACUAAAGGACCACUAUAGUGCCAGGAAAACAAGCUUGUUUUCCUGUCAUCAUAGGGUCAUCAGGUUCCCCCCUUCAACCACUUACCUUUCUCCAGCGCCGGGCUCCCUCUGUGCUGGGGAACACCCCCUGCUCCGAAUGCGCAUGAGCGGAACGGGGUGCGCAGUGAUAUUAGCGAGUAGAUUGUAAACCAUUUUUGUUCAUGUUCUUUGCAGAUUUGUUGUGCUGAUUGCAGUUUAUCUCAUUGGUGGAUUUCUCUAUCAGCGCUUUGUCGUUGGUGCCAAAGGCAUGGAACAGUUUCCAAAUAUCACCUUCUGGCAAGAGUUCGGCAAUUUGGUAGCAGUGAGUAUGGUUUAAUUACAAUUAAAAUAUAUAUAUUUUUUUUCCUUUUACUAAAAUAAGUUUACUGAAAGUUUUUCAUGUGACAAUUGUAGCAGCAGUAUCAACAGAACAUCUCAUGGCCAAAUAGUAAUAGCCAAGCUAUGAUACAAUAAAUCCAAGGUACAGAAAGGAAUGAAGUUAUCCUGUACAGCAAGGAGAAAGCCUACGAAACCCCUUUAAUCUCCCCACACUUGCUGGAAAAGGUCCCUUUUAAUAUGAAUCCUGGGCAUUUGGCAUAUGAGGUAGGAAUUGUAAAUUAUUUAUUUUUUCUUCUUUAUAGGAUGGCUGUGAUUUCACUUGCCGCUCUCGGCCUCGGUCUGCUGAUACGACAUAUAGAGGAGUCGGUGAUGAUCAGCUUGGGGAAGAGCCAGAAGAAAGAGACGAUCACUUAUUACCAAUGUGA